AGCGACCGCGGCUACUGGCAAACUGAGAACCGACUUCAGCAGGAAGAGAAGGGAGUGCCUUGCAGUCGCACGCAGGCUCAGACUCCUCGGACCUAUCUGUCUGGAGAGCAGGAACGAAAACGGCGGGGAGGCGGGUUUCCGAAGGGCCGGACGACGUCACGCACGCGCAGGCGUGCCUCUGACCAGCAAAGUUGCGCGGGAAUUCUGAAGGCCGCGGGCCGAAGGCGAGUGGGCCUGAGCCUGUGGCAGCCGCGGCGUCUGUACCGCGGUCGGAAGAGCUGAAGUUCGCCGGGCUCUGGCUCCGCGGGCACACCGGGCAGGGGAGCUGAGGAGCGACCGAGAGAGGGAGAGGGCGCGCGGCUGCCCCGGGGCGUCCAGCACGUCAUGGCUUUGCAGAUGCAACUCGAAGCAAGCGCAGAUACUUCAGUGGAAGAAGAAAGCUUUGGUCCACAGCCCAUUUCACGGCUAGAGCAAUGUGGCAUAAAUGCCAAUGAUGUGAAGAAAUUGGAAGAAGCUGGAUUCCAUACUGUGGAAGCUGUUGCCUAUGCACCAAAGAAGGAGCUAAUAAAUAUUAAGGGAAUUAGUGAAGCCAAAGCUGAUAAAAUUCUGGCUGAGGCAGCUAAAUUGGUUCCAAUGGGUUUCACAACUGCUACUGAAUUUCACCAAAGACGGUCAGAAAUCAUACAGAUUACUACUGGCUCCAAAGAGCUUGACAAACUUCUUCAAGGUGGGAUUGAGACUGGAUCUAUCACAGAGAUGUUUGGAGAAUUCCGAACUGGGAAGACUCAGAUAUGUCAUACACUGGCUGUUACAUGCCAGCUUCCCAUUGACCGUGGUGGAGGCGAAGGAAAAGCCAUGUACAUUGACACCGAGGGCACCUUUAGGCCAGAACGGCUGCUAGCAGUGGCUGAAAGAUAUGGUCUCUCUGGCAGUGAUGUUCUAGAUAAUGUAGCGUAUGCUCGAGGGUUCAACACUGAUCACCAGACGCAGCUCCUUUAUCAAGCAUCAGCCAUGAUGGUAGAAUCCAGGUAUGCACUGCUUAUUGUAGACAGUGCCACUGCCCUUUACAGAACAGACUACUCAGGUCGAGGAGAGCUGUCAGCCAGGCAAAUGCAUUUGGCCAGGUUUCUACGGAUGCUUCUACGACUUGCUGAUGAGUUUGGUGUGGCAGUGGUAAUCACCAACCAGGUGGUAGCCCAAGUGGAUGGAGCAGCCAUGUUUGCUGCAGAUCCCAAAAAACCCAUUGGAGGAAACAUCAUUGCUCAUGCAUCAACCACCAGGCUGUACCUGAGGAAAGGAAGAGGGGAAACCAGAAUCUGCAAAAUCUAUGACUCUCCCUGUCUUCCUGAAGCCGAAGCUAUGUUCGCCAUAAAUGCAGAUGGAGUGGGAGAUGCCAAAGACUAAUGUGUAACUUUCUUCUGAUAAACUUUCAGUGCUGUAACCUAAUGGAGUGGACUGCUCCCUGGAGUUCUUCACAGGCCUCUUCCUGUUGGGAAUGCCAGGACAAGGUUCCCAGAAAACAGCUACUGUAUCAGCUUUUCUGAUAGUAUAAACAAAAAACAGGUCAGCGUUCAAGCUGAUCUGUAGUGGUUAUUUUCCUUUCUGAAGUGUAUUAAUAUCUCUGAUGUCUUUGGUGUUUGGAGAGGUAUGAAAUACCUUUUGACAUAGUACCUUAGGACUGACAGGUGUAACAUCAGUUGGAUAGUCUUGUUUCCAGAACUAAAGCUGGGGAGACCGGAGUCUUCUCUCACUGGUAAAUAAAAUGCCUGCACAUCUACAGCUAAGGGGAUGGGUGUGUUCAUUCUUUUCUCUACCAGUAAAACUCCUCUUUCAUUCACAAGCAAGCUUUAAAGUUGUAUGUCUGAACUCUUAUAUAAUAAAAAUUUGUUUUAAUUAAGGAA
Messenger RNA from Jaculus jaculus (lesser Egyptian jerboa), 1901 nucleotides. RefSeq names its product RAD51 recombinase (gene Rad51). Bases 385 to 1404 code for a protein of 339 amino acids. The transcript has 10 exons. Gene Ontology annotation, biological process: DNA strand invasion; double-strand break repair via homologous recombination; mitotic recombination-dependent replication fork processing. Gene Ontology annotation, molecular function: ATP-dependent DNA damage sensor activity; ATP hydrolysis activity; ATP binding. NCBI's taxonomy places the organism in Eukaryota, Metazoa, Chordata, Mammalia, Rodentia, Dipodidae. Gene Ontology annotation, cellular component: condensed nuclear chromosome. The record is from RefSeq and is a predicted model, not a curated record.